UUCUAACCUUUCGAACAAAAAACAAAAAAAAAACAAACCUCAGUUGGAAACGAACACUACCCUAAUCUCCAUCUUCCCUUCUCUCUUCAUUCCCACACCGAUCAAAAUACACUGCAAUUCAAUUCAAUUCAAUUCAAGUUAAACGAUUCUCCAUUUUCAAUUUCACUUUCCAUUACUCAUUCUCCCAAACGUGAAGGAGUGAAUCAGAAAUGGCGAGUGCUGUGGAUGCAUCUGGAAACCCGAUCCCAACAUCGGCGGUGUUGAUGGCAUCCUCGAAGCACAUUGGGAUAAGGUGCUAUGCUGAGAAUUUGGAGUUUCUCAAAUGUAAGAAGAAGGAUCAAAAUCCUGAAAAGUGUCUCGAUAAAGGCCGUGAUGUUACUCGAUGUGUCCUUGGACUUCUCAAGGAUCUACACCAAAAGUGCACAAAGGAGAUGGACGAUUACGUUGGUUGCAUGUACUACCAUACAAAUGAAUUCGACUUGUGUCGCAAAGAGCAGGAAGCAUUUGAGAAAAAAUGUUCUUUGGAAUGAAAUCAUGGGCACUGCUAUUGUUGAAAAUAAUAUGACAGGCAAUUUGGAGUGAGCAAAUGCAUGCGCCUGUUUCACAAAUUCAUUUGAUCUUGUCUGUUUUGUAUGAAUCUUUACCUUUGACUAUGUUGGUCAUCUAAUUGCUUCUGGAGAAAUGCAUCAAGCAGGACUAAACAAAUCCUUUUCAAAGAUAAAAUAACUUACAAGAAAUUUUGAAGUUGGAACAUGCUUGUAAUUUAAUUGUGUUCAAAAUGCACCUUUAUUGUGCUUUAGAUAAAAUGAAGAUAGCAUGUCAAACUACAGUUAUGAUGC
This is a messenger RNA of Cicer arietinum (chickpea), 839 nucleotides long. Its product is annotated as NADH dehydrogenase [ubiquinone] 1 alpha subcomplex subunit 8-B. Lineage: Eukaryota; Viridiplantae; Streptophyta; Magnoliopsida; Fabales; Fabaceae. The record is from RefSeq and is a predicted model, not a curated record. Gene Ontology annotation, biological process: mitochondrial electron transport, NADH to ubiquinone. Gene Ontology annotation, cellular component: respiratory chain complex I.